AUGUUAGCUUUUAUAAAUAAGAACAAAAAUGACUUAAUUUAUUUAGGACUUUUAUUAUUUAGUGUAUUUAUAGGUCGAUAUUAUAGAAGUAUAGGAUCAGUGCAAGCUAAGAAAUGGGUUGGUUCAAUAAUUGGACUACUUCUAAUAGUAACUGUAUCUGGUUACAAUGCUAUACAUCCAAUAUUUUCAGCACUUCUUGGAAUAACAAUCAUUAAAUUGACAACAGUAAGAUACUGCCAUGUAGCAACAUUCUUUCUAAUGUUUGGAUAUUUGUUUUUCUUCCGAUUGGCAGAUAAAUUUGGUUUACCAUUAUCAUCAGGGCAAACUAAUUUGAUAGAAAUGAUAAUUGUCUUACGAGUUGUUGGAGUAGCAUUUGAAAUAAAUGGAUCUUGGAUAACUGUUGGUAAAACGAAGAAGCAAGAAAAUGAUGAUAAUAAACCUCAAGUAAAAGGAAUUGAUCGAGAUGAUGAUUUUGUUGAAAUUAUUAAUCCAUGUUAUGCUGAUUUAUUUCAUUAUACUUUUAAUUAUGUAGGAUUACUAACAGGUCCGUAUUACAGAUAUAGAACAUUUGAUGAUUACUUUCAUCUGCCAUUCAGUAAAUAUGUAGACUGCACAGGUUUCACUAUCAAUACAUUGAAGAUAGUUCCAUUAUAUGUCUCUCUAUAUUUAGCAUUAUCUAACCUUUGGCCUUUGGAGUAUAUCCUAAGUGAGGAUCACAACAAUAGGAACUUCUUAUAUAGAAUGUUAUAUCCAUGGGCAUUAUUUGCUGCAUUUAGACAGCGUGUUUACUCUGGUAUGACUUUGGCGGAGAGUGUGUGUACAUCAGCGGGUCUUGGAGCCUAUCCUGUGCAGGGCAGGAAUAGAACUGGUCACGGACCAACUGUAGGGUAUUUGAAGCUUAAAAAAAUGAGUGAGGAGGAAGCAAAAUCAGCCCAAUAUGAUUUUAACACUGUGGAGUCAAUGGAUGUUUGGGGUUGUGAAACUGUUGUUACUUUACGGGACUCUAUGAAGGUCUGGAAUAAGGCUGUGCAGUAUUGGGUUGCUAUGGUUGUCUAUAAGAGAUUCCCUGUAAAAAUUCUAAAAAUCCAUGCAGCGUUAUUUGUGUCUGUGAUUUGGCAUGGCUACCAUGCUGGUUAUUUCUUUUGCAUUUACUUUUGUCCAUUUUAUUUGAUGGCAGAAGAUAUUUAUUACAAACUAUAUUAUAAGGAUGCCACAGGAACGAAAAAGAAGAUUAUCGGCUUCAUCAUGUGGUUCUUACGAUCUCAUUCAGAAUCUUAUCAAGCGGCAGCAUUUUUACUUUUAACAUUUGAUAGAAUUUGGAUUUACUAUUCUUCGGUAUAUCAUUAUUGGUACGGGGUAUGGUUUGCCUUCUUAAUACUUGGUUUAUUGCUAAACCAAGUACACAAAAUCGGCAGACACAAGAAAAUAGAAAAUGUUGAUACAAAGGAAAAAAUUAAAAAUGUAAAACAAUAAUUAUGUAUACAUUUUUAGAUCUA
This is a messenger RNA of Papilio machaon (common yellow swallowtail), 1496 nucleotides long. It is a transcript of the gene frj, whose product is annotated as lysophospholipid acyltransferase 7. The record is from RefSeq and is a predicted model, not a curated record. Gene Ontology annotation, molecular function: lysophospholipid acyltransferase activity. The transcript is spliced from 7 exons. Bases 1 to 1473 code for a protein of 490 amino acids. Lineage: Eukaryota; Metazoa; Arthropoda; Insecta; Lepidoptera; Papilionidae. Gene Ontology annotation, biological process: lipid modification; phosphatidylinositol biosynthetic process. Gene Ontology annotation, cellular component: membrane; mitochondria-associated endoplasmic reticulum membrane contact site.